CAGUGUCUGGCACACAUAAUGGCAGGUUACUAAGUGGUAAUGUACUCAUACUGUGUGUCCGUCACUCUGGUAAGUGUUAGGGAUGCAGAUGGGAAGAUUCCAUCCCAUCCCUCCUCUUAAGAAAUUCAGUUUAAUAGAGAAAACAGACAUACAUAAGUGCAGAAAUUGCUAAAAGAAGUGUGUCCAGAAUGCAAUCUGGACUCCAAGGAAACAGAGUUAAGCCACUAGAGUCGGGGAGGCUGGAGCAGACUUCAGAGAAGAACUGACUUGGCUGAGUAGGAGGUACCUGCCGGUUAUAGUGGCCCUAUGUGGCAGCAGUGCUGGGAAGAGGCAGGCGGUGAGGUGUGGAGUUGAGAGUGGGGUGGGAAAGAAUGGAAGUGGUAGUAGCUUGCUGAUUGCUUCUUCCCUUCCUCUGUAGGAAUUUUUCACAGACAACCUAUGGGACACACUCCCUUGCUCAUGGCAGGAAGCACUGGAUGGACUGAACCCACCACAGCUGGCCACAAUGCUGCUGGGGAUGCCUGGGGAAGGGGAGGUUGUCAGUCCACAGCCUGUGCCCUGGCCUUUACCCGGACGCCUGGCUUUCAGACCGCCUCAGAGUUCCUGGAGAACCCCAGCCAGAGCUCCCGACUAACAGCUCCAUUCCGGAAACAUGUCAGGCCCAAGAAGCAGCAUGAGAUCCGGAGGCUGGGAGAGUUGGUGAAGAAGCUGAGUGAUUUCACAGGCUGCACCCAGGUUGUAGACGUGGGCUCAGGCCAGGGCCAUCUCUCCCGCUUCAUGGCUCUUGGCCUGGGGUUGAUGGUGAAGAGCAUCGAAGGGGAUCAGAGACUGGUGGAGAGAGCCCAGCGCCUGGACCAGGAGCUUCUGCAGGCUCUGGAGAAAGAGGAGAAGAGGAACCCACAGGUGGUCCAAACCAGCCCUCGUCACUCCCCACACCAUGUGGUUAGGUGGGUAGACCCCACAGCCCUGUGUGAGGAGCUUCUGCUUCCACUGGAGAACCCGUGUCAGGGCAGGGCCCGCUUGCUGCUCACAGGCCUCCACGCCUGUGGGGAUCUGAGUGUUGCCUUGCUGAGGCACUUCUCCUGCUGUCCUGAGGUGGUGGCCCUGGCCUCAGUGGGCUGCUGCUACAUGAAGCUGAGUGACCCUGGCGGCUACCCACUGAGUCAGUGGGUGGCUGGGCUGUCUGGCUAUGAACUGCCCUACAGGCUUCGGGAGGGGGCCUGCCAUGCCCUGGAGGAGUAUGCUGAGCGGCUACAGAAAGCUGGCCCUGGCCUCCGAACUCACUGCUACCGUGCAGCACUGGAGACAGUCAUCCGACGGGCCCGGCCCGAGCUCCGUCGGCCAGGCGUGCAGGGUAUCCCCAGGGUCCACGAGCUCAAGAUUGAAGAAUAUGUGCAGCGGGGACUACAGCGAGUGGGGCUGGACCCCCAGCUGCCACUGAAUCUGGCUGCCCUUCAGGCCCACCAGGCCCAGGAGAACCGUGUGGUGGCCUUCUUCAGCCUGGCUCUACUGCUUGCCCCACUGGUGGAGACGCUUAUUCUACUGGACCGGCUGCUGUACCUUCAGGAGCAGGGUUUCCAUGCUGAGCUCCUGCCCAUCUUCAGUCCUGAACUCUCUCCCAGAAACCUGGUUCUGGUGGCCACCAAGAUGCCCCUGGGUCAGGCUCUUUCUAUUCUGGAGACUGAAGACAGCUAAUGCAGCCUGAGGACACAUCUCAGACCCCAUCAUCUGAAAGUGCCCAGAGAGCACAGUGGCAGAGUACACCUCAUACAGAGAAGCAGCAUCCUGCAUCCUCCUGAGUCGUGGUUCCUUCAGUUUCAUCCCCUUUCUCUCCCUCCAUGGAUUAUGUAAUACAGUGUAAAGUUUUAAUUUAUUAAAAAUUAGAAAUGUUUGUUUCCUUCCCA
This is a messenger RNA of Rhinopithecus roxellana (golden snub-nosed monkey), 1904 nucleotides long. RefSeq names its product ribosomal RNA adenine dimethylase domain containing 1 (gene METTL25B). Gene Ontology annotation, biological process: rRNA modification. The coding region runs from base 439 to 1695 and encodes 418 amino acids. Lineage: Eukaryota; Metazoa; Chordata; Mammalia; Primates; Cercopithecidae. The record is from RefSeq and is a predicted model, not a curated record. Gene Ontology annotation, molecular function: rRNA (adenine-N6,N6-)-dimethyltransferase activity. The transcript is spliced from 7 exons.